Amoebophrya sp. A120 is the source of this 529-nucleotide messenger RNA. Lineage: Eukaryota; Dinophyceae; Syndiniales; Amoebophryaceae. The record is from the annotation of a GenBank genome assembly.
GCGUAUUACCCUGGCGAAAAAGGCAGGCCGGAGGGCACGGGCCGCGCGCGCCGGGCGCUUGGUGCUCUGCGGAGAGGUGGACUUGACAUGGUGGGCCUGCGCACUCAUUCAAGAGAACCCCAAACGAGAAAGCCGGAGCGGCCCGCCGCGCGCCCUUAGGAUCCCAUCGAUCCCGCCCGGCCUAGGCUCCCUUCCUUGCUCUGGUGGGCCCCCCUUGUCGCGCUUGCCCGCUUGUGGCGCAUUGCCUUUGCCUUUUUGCCAGGCAGCCGGCCCGCGCCCAGGCCCCGGGCCCCACAGGGGGGGGGCCUUUCUUAGCCCCUUUGGUUGUUUCGCCCCGCUUUUGCCCGGCCCCUGCCAAUUAAUUGCCCCUGCCACUGCCAGGGCGGGCUCCCUGGCUUGCCCCUCCGGCAGUUACUUAAUGGUGGGCGGCCCGGGCGCCCUCCGGCCGCCACUUUGGUUGUGCCGGGCUGCCUGCUGCCCCCCUUCGUGGGAGGGCCACCUAUCUGCGCCGCGGCUGCGGUAUGACUGA